AAGCUCCGCCGUGAUUCAGCUGACAAUGUUUCUCCGUUCACCCCCUCAGCCUUAGUUCCGAGCUACUCUUAGUACAUCAUUUCUUAAGAUUUUUUCUCCAGUAACCGGACUGCUGCCGAGUUUUGAGACGUCUCAGAAAGUGCUCCCGUGGCUGGACUGUUGCUCCCUAAUUCGCUCGGUCUUCGGCCGAUUUACACUCCAGUGUAGAAUGGGGACAUCUCGAGGCAGUACUUCAUAGUGUUAAGAAAAUGAGAAGUUUUUUUUGUUCAGACGAAAAGGGCUAGCAAUUUGAUUUCCGUUACCAUGCCUGGACUUCGCACAUUUCUCGUGAACAGUAUGGUUUCGCAGCAGUCAUUCUCAAUGGGCCAUUCCUCGCUCGUGCGACGGUCGCUUCUGCCUCUGCUGCUGCUCGCGCUGUCACUCGGCGGAUUAAGAGUGUCAGCUUCUUCCCGGCCUAUAGUGAUCGGUCGCAGGGGCGCCAUGGGGCCCAUGCCUGAGAGCACCCUGGAGGGAUACGAUAGGGCGAUCGCCGAUGGGGCGGACUAUGUGGAGUGCAACGUGAUCUGCACGGCGGACUUGGAGCUGAUUUGUUGGAACGACUUGGACCUGUCGCUGGUGACCAACGUGGUGCACCACCCGGAGCUGAGUCAACUCAAGUCAACGGCGGUCAUCGAGGGGCAGGAGAUGCAGGGCUUCUUCGCCUUCAACUUCACGCUCCAGCAGAUCCAGAUCCUCCGAGUGGAGCAGCGCUACCAGUGGCGAGACAAGACGCUGCACGGCCGCCUGCCCAUCCCCACGCUCGCUGCUGUGCUCGCUCUAGUGCUCUCCGCCAACCAGAGCCCGUCACUGCUCGCCGCUAGAGGCAACCGCCCUGUGGGGCUCAUCCUAGAGCCAAGACACCCCGACUUCCAUGCGUCUAUUGGCUGCCCUCUCCUCGAGCAGCUGCUGGAACUCCUCAGCGCCAACAACCUGCAGCCUCCGCCCCGCCCCUCCAACCCCUUCACCGCCCUCAACCCUUCCUCCAGCCUUUCUUCCUCCUCUCUCUCACUGGCUGACAGUCUAGCAAGCCUCAAGGCUGCUGCUACAGCCGGUGCUACAGCUGGUGGUGCGACAGCUGCUGCUACGGCCGGUGCUACAGCUGGGGGGCGUAUCGUUCUGGAUCCAGCAGUGCACCCGGUGGUAAUAGAGGCGAGGAGCGCUGCUGCCCUGAUCUACUGCAGCCAGCGCACCUCGAUUCCCCUCGUGCAGAUACUGGAGGAGGGGUGGGACGAGCCAUCAGACACAAACCCCAUUAUGCAGGCCCCUCCCUCCUCCUGCCCACCCACCACCUCUCUCCGCACCUGCAUUCUGGAUGCUGUCGCCCUCUAUGCGGUGGCAAUCGCCCCGGAGAAGCGCCUGGUGCUGCCGGUGGAGGCAUGGCACAAGAAGCUGCUCAACCAGACAGACCUCAUGGCCUUGGCGCACCACCCCUCUCGCCAGCUUGCAGUCUUGCCCUGGACCUUUGCAAACGACUGGAUCUUCCUCUCCCUCAGCUACGAGUUGGACCCUCUCAACGAGUACGCCAUGUUCGUUGACACAGUGGGAGUGGAUGGGCUCUUCUCUGACUUCCCUGCGACGGCCCUCAAAUACCUCCAUUCUCGUGACUGCCUGGCAUUUGCGCCUGGAGUUCUGGGCGUGUUUGUUGCGCCACCGAGGAAGCGAGGCCUGGCAGACCUCCUGCUCCUCACCGCCAUCAUCAUCAUCGCCAUCCUCCCCAUGGCUUUGGGAACGCUCUACGCCAUCCUCAAGUGGCGGCAGACGGAGCAGCACCUGCACUGGCAGGAGUUCGCCACCUUCCACUCCCACGGCCCCACCACCGCCUCCGAGAGACAACCCCUCACUGGCUCUGCUGCUGACGCUACCUUAGACCCUUUCUCUGGUGAUGCUGCUGGUGCUGGUGGUGGGGGUGACACUAGCCCUUCCGCCUUAUUCUCCCCGCGCCCCCUUGCCCCGCACCAUCGCCCGUCCUCUCCCCCACCGUUCCCACCCGCCCUUGGAGGGGUGGAUGACGGGCCAGCGUCGUCGUCCGCAGUGGCGGGCGGUGGGAGGUCUAGAGGCGGCAGGCGGAUCAGGGCCAUGGAUUUUGGUGAGGAGGACUGGUAGCUGCGAUGGUGGACGGUGGAUCAUCAGCAUUGCCAGCAGCAGCAGCAGCAGCAGCAGCAGCAUCGUCAUAAGCAAGGGUGGCUGGCAGGAGGUUCAGUGGCAGCAGGAGGAUCAGGGGGACGGAUUUUGGAGAGGACUGAUAGCCGUGAUGGGAGAGGCAUCGUCACCAUCAUCGUCAUCACCAGUGGUGGGAGAUCCGAACCCGAAGCUACUGGAGCCAUAGGUUGAUGGCAAGUGGAUGCCAUGUGAUGCAAUAUUCGAAUCACUCAUGGAUCAGUGCUUGGCUAUCUGUCCUGUAAAUUGCAUAUUGCGCUCAACUUAAGCAACGGCAACGCCACUCUUCCUACUGAUAUGACCACACGAGUGCCGACACAAU
Messenger RNA from Closterium sp. NIES-67, 2518 nucleotides. NCBI's taxonomy places the organism in Eukaryota, Viridiplantae, Streptophyta, Zygnematophyceae, Desmidiales, Closteriaceae. The record is from the annotation of a GenBank genome assembly.